CUGACUUUUCCACAUGGGAGACAACCCCAACCCCAUCCUCCCCCCGCUUGUACAUGCCUGUAAUUAUUUAUUGUGUUAUCUAAUAAAGACUUGUCUAGGGGAAAGUUUGAAUUUACUGACCUAAAUCAAUAUUGUCUGAUCAUUCUGACAGAGUUAUUACAAGGCACUCAAGAAGCAGGAGAAUGCUGGUAUAGUAGAAGCUGCCCAAGUGGAUGAGAUGUUUUAUCAGAUCCCUGAAAUCCUGCUGUGUCAUGAGUUUUUCCUUCAGCAACUGCAGGGCAGAGUGAAUGAAUGGCAUGACAAGCAAAAGAUUGGAGAUAUCUUUGUUUCAUCGUUUACCAAGUGUUUUCUGGUGGAUGCCUACAGCGCAUUCAUAAAUCAUUUUCUGCAAGCCAGAGCUGCUGUAAGGGUAGCCACAGUAACCAGGCCUGCUUUUGUGCGAUACAUGGAGCAAUGUUCCCGAGAUCACAAAGAAAAACUGACCCUUCAAGAUCUGAUGAUCAUGCCAGUGCAAAGAAUACCAAGAUAUGAACUAAUACUGAAAGACAUGAUAAAACACACUCCUCAUGAUCACCCAGAUCAUGGAAGUCUUCAACUAGCUUUGGGAGAGAUAAAGACGCUAGCCGAUAGAAUGAACCGAGGAGAGAAGGAGGUCGAUCAAGCAGAGAGGGAGGCUGAGAGACUGCGUGAUCUUGAAGCAACGAUUGAAGGGAUGACAAAUCUGGUGACAUCCACACGGCGGUUAAUCCGCCAAGACCUGGUUGCUGAAGUGAAAGGAACAAUAACCAAGAAGGACCGAUGCCUAUUCUUGUUUAAUGAUAUGCUGGUUUGUGCAACUGUCAAGCGAAAGGCUAAUGCUCUCAGACGAGGUUCACUAAGCAUAUUUUCUGGCUCUGGCACUGAAUUCAACAAGUACAAACUACUCUGGAGACUACACCUUGAUAGUGUGGAAGUGUACAAAUGUGGCUCACUGCUGGGUUGUGGCAAUUGGCUCCAUGGGAGAAGUUUUAUGAUUCUGUUUGGGGCUUGGCGGGCUGCAAGUGGAGGCCCCUGGAUAUACCAGAAACUAAGACCACCUCCAAUUACGAGAAGCAGGAGUUGGAUGAUGUUAAGAGAGUCUACAAGUAAACCCUGA
Molecule: messenger RNA, 1135 nt
Organism: Orbicella faveolata
Lineage: Eukaryota; Metazoa; Cnidaria; Anthozoa; Scleractinia; Merulinidae
Biological process (GO): actin cytoskeleton organization
Molecular function (GO): guanyl-nucleotide exchange factor activity; protein binding
Source: RefSeq, a predicted model, not a curated record